Molecule: messenger RNA, 3759 nt
Organism: Cervus elaphus (red deer)
Lineage: Eukaryota; Metazoa; Chordata; Mammalia; Artiodactyla; Cervidae
Product: ATP-binding cassette sub-family C member 4-like
Exons: 25
Biological process (GO): transmembrane transport
Cellular component (GO): plasma membrane
Molecular function (GO): ATP hydrolysis activity; ABC-type transporter activity; ATP binding
Source: RefSeq, a predicted model, not a curated record
UGGGCUGGUUGUGCCCCACAGUCAGCCUGCCUGCCUGCCUUUAUCAAAGAGCUGGUAGCUUUGCCUCCCACCUGCGUGGGGCUUCUGGAAGCGUCUACCUGGGUGUCCCUUGGUCCUACAGCCCCACACGUGGCACACUGCAUCCAUCCUAUGCCUGUGGCAGACCUGCACAGAGCGGGAGCCUCAGAGGUGGACUCUGGAGGCUGCUCAGUCCUGGGAGGCGGGACCUGGAGCACAAAGGGCUCUCCACUCUCAGAAGCAGGUGUUCUCUGGCUCCUGCCCAGUGGAUCUGUUGGGCGGCCAGUCUCCAGCAUCCCUGCCGGCGCCUCCAGGAGCAGCAGGAGGUCCACCGCUGCCCAAGCAGGGUGACCCCGGUCUGUGUCCACCUUGGCCGGCAAGAUGCUGCCUGUGUCCCCGGAGGUGAAGACCAACCCGCUGCAGAAGGCGAACUUCUGCUCGCGCCUGUUUGUCUGAUGGCUAAACCCCUUAUUUAAAAUUGGCCACAAAUGGAAAUUAAAGCAAGAUGACAUGUACUCUGUGCUUCCGGAAGAUCGCUCCCAGCACCUUGCAGAAGAGCUGCAAGGGUACUGGGAUCAGGAAGUUAAGAGAGCCCAGAAAGACACACAGGAGCCUUCCUUAAUGAAAGCAAUUGUAAAGUGUUACUGGAAAUCCUAUUUAAUUUGGGGAUUGUUUGCAUUUCUUGAGGAAGGCACCAGAGUAGUUCAACCCAUAUUUUUGGGGAAAAUGAUUAGUUAUGUUGAAAACUAUAAUCCUGCCAAAUCUGCUGCUUUGCAUGAAGCCUACAGCUACGCAGCAGGGCUGAGCACCUGCGUGCUCGUGUGGGCUGUUCUGCACCACUUGUAUUUCUAUCACAUUCAGCGUGUGGGGAUGAGGCUGAGAGUAGCCAUGUGCCAUAUGAUCUAUCGCAAGGCCCUUCGCCUAAGUAGCUCAGCCAUGGGGAAGACCACCACAGGCCAGAUAGUCAACCUGCUGUCCAACGACGUGAACAGGUUUGACCAGGUAAUGAUGUUCUUGCACUAUCUGUGGGUGGGGCCAUUGCAGGCUAUCGCAGUGACUGUCCUGCUCUGGAUGGAAAUAGGAAUGUCAUGUCUUGCUGGGAUGGCAGUUCUCAUUAUUCUUCUGCUUUUGCAAAGCUGCUUUGGGAAAUUGUUUUCAUCACUCCGGAGUAAGACGGCAUCUCUCACAGAUGACCGGAUCAGGACCAUGAGUGAAGUCAUAACUAGCAUCAGAACAAUAAAAAUGAAUGCUUGGGAAAAGUCAUUUAUAGACCUUAUUACCAGACUGAGAAGUAAGGAAAUUUCCAAGAUUCUGAAAAGUUCCUACCUUAGAGGCAUGAAUUUGGCAUCAUUUUUUGCUGUGAGCAAAAUCAUGAUUUUUGUCACCUUCAUCACCAAUGAGCUCCUUGGCAACCUGAUCACAGCCAGCCAAGUGUUGGUGGUGGUGACGCUGUUUGAAGCUCUGUGGUUUUCGAGCACCCUCUAUUUCCCCAUGGCCACUGAGAAGGUGUCAGAGACCAUUGUCAGCAUCCAAAGAAUCAAGAACUUUCUGUUACUUGAUGAGAUAACACAGUGCUACCCUCUGCUGCCAUCAGAUGGUAAAACGAUCGUGGAUGUGCAAGCUUUUACAGCUUCUUGGGAAAAGGCGUCAGAGACCCCAACCCUACAAGGACUUUCCUUUACUGUCAGACCCGGUGAACUGUUAGCUGUGGUUGGACAUGUGGGAGCAGGAAAGUCAUCGCUGUUAAGCGCUCUGCUAGGGGAGCUGCCCCCGAGCCAGGGGAAGGUCAGCUUGCACGGGAGGAUCACGUAUGUUUCUCAGCAGCCCUGGGUGUUCCCAGGAACUGUGAGGAGUAACAUUUUAUUUGGGAAGAAAUACAAAGAAGACGGAUAUGAAGAAGUAAUAAGGGCUUGUGCUUUGGAAGAGGAUUUACAGCUUUUUAAGGAAAGAGAUCUAACUGAGAUAGGAGACAGAGGAACCCCUUUGAGUGCAGGACAGAAAGCCCAGAUCAGCCUCGCCAGAGCCAUGUAUCAGGACGCAGACAUCUACCUCCUGGACGAUCAGCUCAGUGCAUUGGAUUCAGGAGUCAGCAGGCACUUGUUCAAACAGUGUAUUUGUCAGGCCUUGAAAGAGAAGAUCACAAUCUUAGUCACUCAUCAGCUGCAGUACCUAAAAGAUGCAAGUCAGAUUCUGAUAUUGAAAGAUGGGAUAGUGGUGGAAAGAGGAACUUACUCUGAGUUCCUGAAAUCCGGGAUAGAUCUUUUUUCCCUUUUUGAGAAUGGGAAUGAGCAGUCUGAACCAUCUCCAGUGCCAGGAACUCCCACUGUGAUCUCUGAGUCUUUGGUUCAGUCUCUCCAAUCUCCCAGACCCUCGUUGAAAGAUGCGGCUCCAGAAGACCAAGAAGUGACUGAGAAUAUACAGGUUGUACUACCUCUGGAGGACCACUUGGAAGGAAAAGUUGGUUUUAAGACCUAUAAGAAUUACUUCACAGCUGGGGCUCACUGGUCUGUCAUCAUCUUCCUUAUUCUAGUAAACAUUGCAGCUCAGGUCGCCUACGCCCUGCAGGACUGGUGGCUUGCAUACUGGGUGGAUGUACAAAGUGGCCUGUAUUUGGGGGGAUAUUUAAAAGAAGAUGAAGAGGUAGUAUUUGUUCUGAACUGGUACUUAGGAGUUUAUUCAGGGUUAACUGUGUCGACUGUCCUUUUUGGUAUAACGAGGUCUCUGUUGAUGUUCUACAUCCUUGUUAAUUCUUCAUGAACUUUGCACAGGAAAAUGUUGGAGACCAUUUUAAGAGCUCCGGUAUUGUUCUUCCAUGGAAAUCCAAUAGGAAGAAUUUUGAAUCGUUUCUCCAAGGACAUUGGGCAUAUGGUUGACUUACUGCCCCUGAUAUUUCUUGAUUUCAUCCAGACAUUUCUACUUGUGAUUGGUGUGGUGGGCAUGAUGGUGGCUGCAGUUCCUUGGACUGCUAUUCCUGUGCUUCCCCUUGGCAUCGUUUUUUUUGUUCUUCGGCGAUAUUUCUUAGAGACGUCACGAGAUGUGAAAUGCCUGGAAUGUACAACGCAGAGCCCGAUGUUUUCCCACUUAGCAUCUUCUCUCCGGGGACUCUGGACCAUCCGGGCGUACAAAGCUGAACAGAAAUUUCAGGAAGUGUUCAACUCACACCAGGAUUUGCACUCAGAGGCUUGGUUCCUGCUUUUGACAAUGUCCCGAUGGCUCGCUGUGUAUCUAGAUGUCAUCUGUGCCAUCUUUGUCACUGUUGUUGCCUUUGGGGCCCUGAUCCUGGUAGAAAUUUUGACUCCCGGGCAGGUUGGCCUGGUCCUGUCUCUUAUGCUCACACUUACGGGGAUGUUCCAGUGGUGCGUCAGGCAAAGUGCCGAAGUUGAGAACAUGAUGAUUUCAGUAGAAAGGGGGAUUGAAUACACAGACCUUGAGAAGGAAGUACCCUGGGAACUUGAGAAUCAUCCACCACCAUCCUGGCCCAACAACGGAGAGAUUUACUUUAACAAUGUGAACUUCAGGUAUAAGUCGGAUGGGCCUCUGGUAUUGAAGUAUAAAGAAGGAUCGAUUGAUGCAAGACAAAAGGUUAGUUUAAUCCAUUUGCCUCUUUAAAAUCCAGCUAAAGAUUUAGCACCACAUCUGCUCUUGGCUUUCUUCUCAGUGUGUCAAGGAGACUGUUUGCUCCUAAUGGAUGCAGAUUAGAUCAGUGACAUUGUAGGUGAAUCUUUCUUGGAAACUGACCGU